Messenger RNA from Dovyalis caffra, 624 nucleotides. The record is from the annotation of a GenBank genome assembly. Lineage: Eukaryota; Viridiplantae; Streptophyta; Magnoliopsida; Malpighiales; Salicaceae.
AUGGGUACUAUGCUCAGACCUUGCCACUUCACAUGGGGGUGUAAGCGUGACACAUUAGAGUCGGGAGAGACAGAGAAUGGCAGCAGCUCCUGGAAAAUGCUUCCUGGUCACUGGCCCUCCUGGGAGAUUAGAGAAGGAAGUGAAAGGGCUGGCUUUGAAGUUGUCACUUUAGAUGGACGCGAAGCCCUGCUAUCGUCCACCACCAUUUCUACACUUGCUGUCUCCAUAUUGGUAUUUGCGGCAACAUUCUGUAUUGUUCGACUAGGAAGCCCGGAGUCUAUCAGAUGGCCCACUGUUGGGAAGUAUAAAGUAGACAUUGCAUCGUUUGAGGCGCUGGCAUUGCCCGAGUUGCAGGUUAGAGAAGAUACUGAUCUAUUCAUCAUUGAUGAAGUUGGCAAAAUGGAGUUGUUUAGUUCAUCAUUCUUCCCUGCUGUUCUAAAUGUUCUGGAAUCAAAUAUCCCACUUUUAGCCUCUAUCCCUAUUCCUAAAUUUGGCCGUGAUAUACCUGCAGUUGCAAGGUUGAGGAAUCAUCCAGGGGCUAAAAUAUUCACUUUAAGCCCGAGUAACAGGGAUGCUGUCAAAGAACAGGUUUACACCCAACUGGUAGGUAGUUUUGCUAAGUAA